CUUUCUUGAACGCAUUCAGGCUCCAGUUCUACAGUGAUACUGUUGUGUUUCUUCUCGACUGAAUUUCCUUAAAGCAAUGACAGACGGCAGAUCCUUCCCCGUGAGUAUGCCUCCGAGCACGGCAUCCAGACUGGCGGUGAACACAGAGAUGCUCCUGAAGCUGGAGAGCGAACACCUAACCCUCGUCAGCCACGGGGGCAUUCACUCGUGGACGUGGAACAUAGAGCACCUGCGGAACUACGGCUACAAGAGGGAAGACUUCCACUUCGAGGCUGGGUCGCGAUGCCAGACCGGAGAGGGACACUUCGUCUUCUAUACGGUACAGGGCAAGGAGAUCGUCAAGCAGCUGAAUAAAAUGAAGGAUGACUACAAGAAAAGGAAAUGUCUACAGUCAAAGAGCUUGCCGGAAAGACCCCGCAAACAAGUGGUUAAGAAGAAGAAACUUAGACCACGGAAACUUACCCUGAAGUUCAAGUCUCUAUCUUUGCUGCCGGGAAAGAAACCCAGAGGAAGAAAACGGGACAGGUUUCUUUUGGAAGAAAGUAGAGAAGAGGAGGCAGGAGGAACUGACAACGUUACGGAGGAGGAGUCUGUGGAUGUCCCGGCUGCUUACGUCACAAUCCUGCCACAGCGACCCAGUGCCCUCGCCUCGGAGAGCACACGCCAGAAGACCAGAAGCAGGAGGGCACACGGCGACGCCUGGAAGCACCAUGGCUAUUAAUGGUCUGGGAGAGAAGGCAUGUUGGUGGAUUUUUUUGCCAUAAAUUGCGUAAUGCAGUGACACCCAUCUCUCGAGUCAUUUGUUUUUCUCUUAUUUGUUUUCUAGUUAAUAAGACUCCUCGAGUUUUAUUUAGACUGUCACGCUGGAAAUUAGGAUGAGUGCAUUUCUCAUAGAUGUAGAAAGGUAUUUU
Molecule: messenger RNA, 911 nt
Organism: Penaeus vannamei (Pacific white shrimp)
Lineage: Eukaryota; Metazoa; Arthropoda; Malacostraca; Decapoda; Penaeidae
Product: docking protein 2
Biological process (GO): cell surface receptor protein tyrosine kinase signaling pathway; Ras protein signal transduction; positive regulation of MAPK cascade
Cellular component (GO): cytoplasm
Source: RefSeq, a predicted model, not a curated record